CCGGCUCACUCGUCUCUUCAUUCUCCUCCUCCUCUCUCUUUCCUCUCCUCUGUCCUGUUCUGGCUCAGUCAAACCUGCUCUGUGAGCACUUGGAUGGAUUUCUUCCUGUCACUGUUGGAGACUUGAAGCGAGGAGUUUCAGGAUAAGCUCGGGUCUCGUUUGGUGGGCGUCCUCUCUGCAGUUGGGACAGGCUCUUCCCUGGAAGACCGCGGUGGCGGGUCGUUCUCUGAGACGUGAAGGCGUCGGCAGGCCGGAGGGGUCGGCCGGGUCGCCUCUGCUGUCAGCGAUGGCGUUUUCCCUCCUUGCUCUCUUCUUCCUCAUCAGCUCUGUCUCCAGCCUACCUCAGCCUGUGCCAAGAGUUUUCCUGUCCUUUGGAGAUCUGAAGGGAUCGCAGUCGUUUGAACACUUCAGUAUAUCUGACAAGGCCAUGGACUACAGGAUCCUGCACAUGGAUGAGGACCAGGACAGGAUGUAUGUGGGCUGCAAGGACCAUGUUCUCUCCAUGGACCUCAACAACAUCACCCACGGCACACUUAAGUUGUUUUGGCCUGCAUCUACAAGCAAAAUACAAGAAUGUCAAAUGGCAGGAAAGGACUCUACACAUGGCUGUGGGAAUUUUGUCCGUGUGGUGCAGCCUUACAACAGAACUCAUCUGUUUAUGUGUGGCAGUGGAGCCUACAGCCCCGUCUGUGUGUACAUCAACAGAGGCCGAAGACCAGAGGAACAAGUGUUUUAUGUCGACUCGGAGAUGGAAUCGGGAAAAGGCAGGUGCUCCUUCAAUCCUCAAGUCAACACCGUCUCUGUCAUGAUCAAUCAGGAGCUGUUCUCAGGCAUGUACAUCGACUUUAUGGGGACAGAUGCUGCCAUCUUCAGGAGCCUGACCAAGAGAAAUGCAGUCCGCACAGAUCAGCAUAACUCCAAGUGGCUCAGUGAACCAGUUUUUAUUGAUGCCCAGCUCAUUCCAGACGGAACUGACCCAAACGAUGCCAAGUUGUAUUUUUUCUUCCGCGAGAGGUUAACGGAUAACGACGGGAACACUAAAAACAUCCACACCUUGGUGGCCAGAGUGUGUCCUAAUGACACCGGAGGGCAGCGCAGCCUCGUCAACAAGUGGACCACCUUCCUGAAAGCCAGGAUGGUGUGUUCGGUUCUGGAGGACGACGGCACCGAAACACACUUUGAUGAACUAGAGAGCGUGUUUUUGCUGGAGACGGAUCAGCCCAAAGGCUUGCUGGUGUUUGGAGUCUUCACAUCCACAAGCUCCGUCUUCAAAGGGUCAGCAGUGUGUGCAUACAACAUGGCGGACAUCCUGACUGUGUUCAACGGGCCGUUCGCUCACAGAGACGGACCCAACUUCCAGUGGGUGGCUUUCCAGGGGCGCAUUCCCUACCCGAGGCCCGGGACAUGUCCAGGUGGAGCCUUCACUCCCGACAUUCACACCACGAAGGAAUUCCCAGAUGAUGUGGUGAACUUUGUCCGGAACCAUCCGGUCAUGUUCAACGCCAUCUACCCGGUGGGACGGAGACCCCUGGUGGUCCGCACCGGCGCCAGCUACAGGUACACGGCGGUGGCGGUGGACCAGGUCAUGGCUGCAGACGGGAACUACCAGGUGCUUUUCCUGGGAACAGACAAAGGGACGAUCCAGAAGGUGAUUGUUCUGCCUGGCAACCGGUCCCUGCAUGGCGAUCUGGUCCUGGAGGAGCUGGAAGUGUUUAAGAAUCAAGCUCCUGUCACAAAUUUGAGAAUCUCGUCCAAAAAACAACAGCUGUACGUCAGCUCUGAGUUCGGGGUUUCGCAGGUCUCCUUGCACCGUUGCCACGCCUACGGCUCGGCUUGUGCAGACUGCUGCCUCGCCAGAGACCCCUACUGCGCCUGGGACGGGUUGAGCUGCUCACGCUUCUACCCCACCGGGAAAAGGAGAAGCAGGAGGCAGGAUAUAAUGCACGGAAACCCACUCACUCAGUGUAGAGGAUUCAACUUAAAAGCCUACAGGAACGCCGCAGAGAUGGUGCAGUAUGGCGUGAAAAACAACACCACCUUCCUGGAGUGCGUUCCAAAGUUUCCUCAGGCGUCCAUUCGCUGGAUCAUUCAGAGGGACAACGACAGGAGGAAAGAGGUGAAGCUGAACGAUCGGGUCCUCUCCACUGAGCACGGCCUCCUGAUCCGCUCCGUCCAGCAGUCCGACCGCGGCCUCUACUACUGCCUGACCACCGAGAACAGCUUCAAGCGCACCGUCGCCAAGAUCCGCCUGCACGUGCUGAGCGACGCCAUGGUGAGCGUUCUGGCGGACAAGCAGCAGGCGCCCUGGGCCUGGGCCCGCGCCGCGCACCCCAAAGCCCUGCUGGCCGCCUUCAGCCCCGCCGAGAAUCUGGCCGUUCAGCAGUACUGCAAAGAGAGGAAGGACUUCCAGAAGCUUCAGCAGAGGCAGCAGCAGCAGCCACCUGGGCCACUCAGGGGGGACCUGGCCAAACUGAGGCCCCUAUUGGACCGGAGGAAGAGCCGCAACAGACGCAAUCACCUCCCUGAGGUGUGACGCAUGGCAGCUAGCAGCAGCAGAAGCUGCCACACACACCUCCUUCCUAUCCUCUGCCCUUCAAGGCGGCUCCAGACCCGCUGCGGAUGUUAAAAUACAACCAGAAGGUUGGUUCGGGGAGAUUUAAUCCCAUAAAAUCCAGUGUUCUCACAUGAGGUAAUGCGACCAGAUGGCUGUGAUUUUUCAACCACGGGUUUUUGUUUUGCUUUGAUCGUCACAACACGAUAGGAAGCGGACGUGCUGCGACUUCCUCUGAUAAACUCUACGCUCAGAGGAUAACUCCCCUUAAGUACAGCUGGACCUUUAUCUAUUGCUAUUGUAAUUGAAAAAGGUUCAGAAGAGAUAAGAAUGCAUUUUUGGAUUAGAAAUAUCCAAGUAUGAGAUCACACUUUGCUUUCAUUUCUCUGCUCCUGAGUUUACAAACAGGUAUUAUAACAGGUGCAUCAUAAAUAUCUACAGCCUCUUCUUUGGCUUUUUCUCUCCUGGUAAAAAUCUAUAAAAAAUUCCUUGUUUAUUGCAGCAAAAUAAGCACACUGAAAACCUGCAGCAAAAUCCGUUCACUCUAACAAGGUUUCCAGGAUUUCUGGAAGAGAAACGAGCCCACAGCAUUACAGAUCCUCCACUGUACUGAACUGUAGGUAUCAGGUUCUUCUCCACACAAUAAUAAUUCACCAUCAGUUUAGUUUUCAUCCCACUAACAUUUCUAUUCCUUUAUAUUUAAACUCUGCUCCACUGUGGAUAGCUUUAAGGUUUUAAAGGUAUUUUGGAGAGUGUAACAUUGCUUUAAAAAGUAAAGUUUAAAGUUGAAAUAAACCUUCAGUGAAAUUUAUUUCCAAAUAACUGCUGCCGAUUUCAUUAACUACAAUAAAAACAAUUUCUAAUUUGGUGUUUUUCAUGAUACAUUUCUACUAAUUUUGUUUUAAAAAAAAUUAGUAGAAAUUAGUUAGUUUUUUAGUUAGUUUUUUUGAGAACAUCAAUAAAUGGCAAAAAAAUUUAAAUAUCCAAUUUUUCAAGAGCAGUAUUUAUGAUUACUGCUAAAAUAACCAUAAAAAAGGGAAGAAACAGAUCUUAUCGUUACUUUUAUCGCAAUCACAAAAUAUUGUGAUAAACCUUAAAACACAUAUCGCCCAACGCAAAAUUUUUUGUACAUUUUUCAGUUACAAAUAAUGAUUUUGCAUAAUAAAUGCAUUUAUUAACAGCUUUUUACCCAGAUGAAUGUUUGUUGCACUUCAUAGCGCCUCAAAUCUUUGGAUAUAACACUAGUAAAAAUAUCAUGUAAAGUGACCUUAAGGAACAAAAAAACAAUUAGAAAAUCUGUCUCACCAAAAACAGCAAAUGUAUAAUCUGUGCAACAAAUCGAUUCUUUUAAUUUUUAUUAUUUGUUUUGCUGAAUUUUCUGGUCUAUUUUUUGUGUUUUGUGCCUCCUGUCUGGUUCGCCACGGUUAUGAAGCUGCAUAUCUCUUCAUUUCUUCCAUAUUUCUGUCUUAAAGAAACGUUCCAGCUGUAAUCUGAUGGUCUGUUGAUCUGUGUCUGGGUUCAGUUUAAAAAAACAAACUGACGUUUCAGUGAACAGCUUGGAGGUGAGGGAUUAAGGCCGUGUCACUCAGCACAUUUUUCCAGUCUUCAGUAAUGUGGAAAUCCCUUUUUUCAGACAUAGUGAGGUAGUCUGAGUUAGACAUUUUGCAUUUGUGAAUAGUUUUGUUAUUUUUUUUCAACCUAUAGAUGGUGUAGAUAGAAAAUAUUGCUUUUGUACAAAGUAUUUUAUGUUUCUUUAAUGUUUUAAAUUAAUAUUCUUGCCAAGUUUGGUCAAAAUUGUUUGUUUUUUGUACAUAACUUUGGUGUUAUUUACCAGCUAUGACCGCAUCUGCGAUUUCAAAAGAUUUUAAAGGAGCAUGCAUGUUCCCUCAUUGCUUUACAUGUCAGACUUUUCAUUUCAACUCUGCGUAAUUUUAUUGUCAUAAAUUCUAUGUAUUUCUAUUUAUUAAUGUCGUAGCCUGAAUAAAUCUGUUCAAGUGAAGCUCAGCUUUAUAGAAACCCAAACAGCUAGUCACUUAUAUUAGCUUAAAAUGUAGAUUACAAAGACACCUUCCAUCCAUCACCUAAGCAAAAUUAAUUAUUAAUUUUCUAAACAUGCAUGAAUGCCUCUUUCGAUGUAAUGUCUUAAAAACAGCUUGAGAGGUUCUGGUUUCAAGAAACUGAUUUGUCAGUGAAAAAACGAAUAAUAAAUUGAGUUAUUUUGCAA
This is a messenger RNA of Xiphophorus couchianus (Monterrey platyfish), 4775 nucleotides long. RefSeq names its product sema domain, immunoglobulin domain (Ig), short basic domain, secreted, (semaphorin) 3C (gene sema3c). NCBI's taxonomy places the organism in Eukaryota, Metazoa, Chordata, Actinopteri, Cyprinodontiformes, Poeciliidae. Gene Ontology annotation, biological process: neural crest cell migration; axon guidance; positive regulation of cell migration. Bases 287 to 2533 code for a protein of 748 amino acids. Gene Ontology annotation, cellular component: plasma membrane. The record is from RefSeq and is a predicted model, not a curated record. Gene Ontology annotation, molecular function: semaphorin receptor binding; chemorepellent activity. The transcript has 18 exons.